Molecule: messenger RNA, 3621 nt
Organism: Letharia columbiana
Lineage: Eukaryota; Fungi; Ascomycota; Lecanoromycetes; Lecanorales; Parmeliaceae
Exons: 2
Coding region: 1-3621 (1206 amino acids)
Source: RefSeq, a predicted model, not a curated record
AUGACCGAAAAAGGAUCGGCGCUCCAAAGAGGCCGCCGCUAUGGGGAAAAGCGGGCGGCGGAGAUAUGGGAGAACCUAGGGAAGAAUAACCUGUGGAAGAGGAUUUUGAAAAACGUGACCGCUACUACUCUCCUCGUCAGCAUAUGUCUUAUCCCAGGUUCCCGGACUGUUAUUGGCAAGGCUGCCUAUUUGGGCGCUAUCACUACGGUAUUUGGUCACCCAGGUCGACGCUUUGGCCAAAUGGCUGAAGCCCUUAUCCUUGUUCUUUCCGGAACGGUACUAGGAGUGGCUUGGUCAGUUCUAGGGGUUUAUCUCGGCUCUCUCGUUAUCAAAGAGCACCCACCAGCGGCCUACGCGAUUCGAGCAAUUUUUCUAGCAGUCGUAGUACUGUUCCACGGCUAUCUACGAUCGAAGACGCCUCGGUUGUUCAUUUUUGUCUUGCUCUUGGUCAUUGUAUCGGUGGUGUCUUUGACAUCAACUGCGAAAGUGGUGACACCUCUUUCUGCGACAAAUAUACUCUAUCCAAUCUUGAUUGCCGCUGGAUGCAUUACACUGGUCAAUAUAUGUAUAUUUCCUGAAUUUAGCUCUAGAUAUCUUGGUCAGAUGACUCUUGAUACACUAAAUGACACAGUCAAAGCCCUUGGAGAUGCUGGUAUUUACUUUGUCGAAUCGAAAAGGGCGGUUGAUCAGAACGGAGUCAAGACAGGCGAGAAAAGAGCUGAUGCUUCUAUGACUGGGCCAGCUUGGAACGCUACUGACGAAGAACGUGGGCUUCCACAGAAGAAAGUUACUAAUUUAACAAACGCCCCUAUGCACAUCAAGGCCAAAGACAUACUUCAAAGGUUAUUCGCCAGCAAGUCUCAAGGGACUGACCACAGUGACCCCAAAAAGCUUUCAAAGACGAGUCUGGCUGACUUGACAAGCAAUAAAGCGAAGAUACGGAAGAAACUCUCAGAUUGCAAAGCAGCUCAACAGGAGUGCAACUUUGAGCUUGCUGUAUCCGUGUUGCCUCCUCGCAACAUGAAACCCAUCAGUGUGCAAGCAAUGAAAAAGCUAGUGGCCAACACGAUUGCAGUCAUCAGCGCCUGUGAAUCUAAAUUCGCCCUCCUUGGUAGCAAUGAUGUUGGGCAAGCUUCCAAUUCAAAGAAAACAAAGCCCGGUCCUGAGCUUGUAGAUGAGAGUAAGACUCCGGCCAUCUCAGCCCUGGUUGGAGCUACUUCCAACCUGCUUACUCCAGAGUUACCGUUGCCACACGAGAACUCGAAGCAGGGAAAACUGAACACCAUCAUCGAACAAGACAAAGCAGAGCUUGAGAUGAUUAAGCCGAAGCGCGAAAUUGAAUUUGGCGACGCUCGUCUGCUUCGGUAUCUAUUGGCUAGGGUGGCAAAGCCAUACGAGGAUCUGCACUUCGUCGUCGCUCGAACAGUUGAGGUAGUGAGUGCGUGUGUCGCUUACGCAUAUGAUGUUCCCACCUUACCUUCUGGUGCAAGGGUUCCCAAAGGUAUCUUGCUCGAGGAAUUGGAUAUGCAAAUGGACAGCCUCCAGAAAGCUCUUCUCCAAUUUGACGCAGACGCGGCAUCUGCUCUAGAAGGGGCUGCAACUAUGCAAGAAUUAGAAGGCAAGGAGCUCGACAUCAUGCCGAGAGAAGAAGUCUUUCUGAUGUCAUCGUUCAUGCUCAACGUACGGCAAGCAGCCUCGCAUAUCGAGAGUAUGCUCAAAUACUCUCGAGAAUUAGUUGGACGUCGUCAACAACGGAAUGGACGUCGCCGUAUUUAUGCACCACAUAUCAAAUGGUCGAACUGGCUGUAUACAGGUGGCGAAGAGGAUGAAGCACUGCCUAACAGUGGGCGCAAAGGCAACAGGCAAGGUGCUUCGGAUGAGCGUGAGGACGAUGAAGACGACGCAGAGUCACUGAAUAGCAAGAAAGGCUUAUUGGCUCACCCAGGAGAUCUGGAGAAAAACGCUCUCACUCCGGGGGUCAAGGAAGACGCCAAGCAACGAGAAAGAGAGUCGAGAGCAAGAGAUUUCGAGCGCCAAGAAAUACCUUACUCACUUCGUCUCCGUGGUCAAGCUGCCGACGCAUUGGAAUGGAUCCAGCAUUCGGAAGACUUGUUGUAUGCCAUGAAGCUCGGCGUCGCCGUUUUCCUAGUACUUUGGCCUGCAUUCGUGGCUUCUUGGAAUACCUGGUACUCUCUAGACCGGGGUCUCUGGGCUGCUUUACAGCUCGUUCUGAUCACUGAAGUCUCCAUCGGUACUUCUGUUUGGACAUUUGUUCUUCGGGGUGUCGGCACUACAAUCGGCUGUAUUUGGGGCUGGGCCGCUGUUGAAGCUCGCGGAGGCAAUCCGGUUGUUUGCGCUGCGUUGAUCUUCGUAGCACUGUUCCCUUGCGCCUAUGUGCAACUUGGAACCAAAUAUCCGAAGGCUGGUAUGGUAUGCAUUGUCAGCAUAUGCGUUGUAGCUCUCUCAUCGGAGUUAAAUACCGUCCCUGGGACACCAACUGACAAUUUUCUGAAGCGAUGGAUUGCUUUCAUGAUAGGUGGGACAGUGGCUCUGAUCGUAGAAUUGGUACUACUUCCAGUCAAAGCUCGCACGCGCCUCGUUGAAUCUCUCGCUGCAGCUCUCGAACAAAUCAACGAGAUGGAGAAAUGUAUUGCCGCCGGCAUUGAGCAAGGCGUCAAGAUUGACGUUUACGCCGCCGCAAACAUUGUACGCUUCGAAAACGCGAACGGAAAGGCUAACACCGCACUUGUCGCUGCAGAGACCUUCCUUCCCUUCUGCAGCAAUGAGCCAAGGAUCAAAGGCUCCUUCGAAGGCCUCGCUCUGAUAUACACCGAGGUUCUCUUCGUGCUUCACCAGAUUGUCGACAGAAUGGACAAUAUGCUGCAGCUACGGACGGCCUAUGGUUCUGGCCCAUUAGAGGAGCUCAAUGCUGAAAUCUACCCCUACCGUCGAAACGUCGCUGGUUCCAUCACCCUGACACUCUUCGCAAUUCAUGGUGCCCUCACAACCAAGCUUCCACUCCCCCAAUACAUUCCUUCCGCCCGGCUCGCCCACCUGCGCAUGAUCAACCGAGUGCGAGAAGUUGUUCUCGAGCAAGUGGCCGGGGAAGGUCAUGACUCCCACGAGAUCACCGCCAAGCUUGCACGCCAGCGGGCCGUGCGGAGAAAAUACAUGUCCUGGAAUGCUGCGUCAGCGGCUCAAGCGGAGAUCAUUGAGUUUCUCGAAGAGCUCAUCGAUUUGACGAAGCUGCUCGUUGGGGCUAACGAGUUCAGGAGUGGGCUGUUGACGAGGCCUACAUAUCAUGACUACGUUCAGCAAUCUCAGAAGCAAGGCGCGGGGGAUGAUGGCGAUGAAGUGGUAGCAGCUGAAGCCAGGGAUGAGUUCGGAGAGACUCCCCUUGAUACGGCAGGAGCGACUACACGAACGCGAGGGACAACGCUUGCUUCGGUGGACGCAGGGGCAGGGCUCACUAGACGCCGGCAAGGCACAACUCUGAGUUCUACGAGCGAUGGUGAGGAUGUGCCCGCCAGCUUACGCAGGAUACAGAGCCGGAAGCUCGAGGCUGGGGUGCUGCGUCAGAGGACGAACGAGAGUUGGAAGUCAUCGCAUCAAGGCACAUGA